AACAACAAGAAUCGGCUCAGGUUUCAGGCGAAGGCAGAUGCAUUAACAUCCGCCCGUACAUUUGACGGUAUAACAAAUAUAACACCCUCGCCCAAUGUUUUUUUUGUAACAAAUUCCUAAUAUUGUUUGACAGUGCACCAAUCUCGAUGUCGGUUCGUUUCUCGUUUAGUGAUCGAUUAUAGUGAUUGUUCGUGAAUAUUCUGCAGAACCAGUGUACCUUGUGGCUAAUGUAGUGAUAUCGCGGACUAAAAGGUACCAAUAGGUACCCCGAAGAUGGUGACUUUAAUGCCCUGCAACUAUUUAAAUACCCAGACCUCGAGGUGCACCAUGAUAGACAAGAUGUGUGAACCUAAGGUCAAAAGGGCUCGAAUUGACACAUCGGAUUCGUCUCAGAGAGAGAGAUUAGUUACCGAGCCGUGCUGUAGCCCGCAAAGUGGUCAUUCUUCGUCCACUUGUGGAUCGCCACCGGCUACUGGCAUCAUCAAUAAUGGACCGACUGCUGCUGAUCCUUUGACCAGCUCUGCUGCAACCUGCCUGGCAGCAUCCACGAAUUUUGCAGCUGUUGCGGUCGCUGGCUGGCCGUUAUUGGAUGCACCGGGUGUCAAAAGUGAGAUUAAAAGUCCCGGAUUAGCCGAAACGGACGUAACAGGCCUCGCUUCGCAAGAUUCGGCUUCGUCGUCGUUUUAUGGGCCAUCGGUGGAUUUGGGUGCCGCUGUAUACGACAAAGAUUAUCCACAGGCGUAUGCAGCGGCAUCUGCGCAUCAGUACUACAAUAGCAUGCAACAAGCAUAUGGCAGCCCCAGCUCAGCGGCAGCGCAAUACAUAAAUUCCGCCAGCUCCAGCGCUUUUUAUAAUACCUCUUCUUACCCGUACUCUACUCUAAAUGCAUCACGUGGCCUCAAUCCUUCUUGCAAGGGCUCCACUGGAUACAUAACAUCACCGUAUGCUUCCCCAGCUUCAGCGUUUGGAACGGCUUCGGCUCAGGGGAGCCAGUAUUCGCCAUAUUCGACUUACGCCACUCCGAGUGCCAGUGCAGCAUCUUUUGCACAAGGAUUUACGCAGGGCGUAGAAUACGGCGCAUACGGAUCAACGUACACUGAAACACAAGCACCGCAAUAUGCAUCAUCGUACUACGCGUCGCAGUCCUAUUCCCCGUACGUUAGUUCACCUAGUUCUAGUGGCAGCAUAGGAACAUCCACUUACCAGUUAACCUCGUCCCUAUCGGAAAGUCCAUCAAAUGGUAUUCCCUUAGUGGAAAGUCCUACAUCUCCUGUCAAAAUUGACAAUUCAAGAAGGUCAAGGGAAUCAUCUAGCAGCAUUAGUAGCGAAACCCGUGUCACCAGAGGCAGAGGCAGGAGAAAUAAUACAGUAUCUCCUACUGCACCGGAAUCUACAACAGACCGAGUGUUCAUAUGGGACUUGGAUGAAACGAUAAUUAUUUUUCAUAGUUUAUUGACUGGUAGUUAUGCCGCAAAGUACCAAAAAGAUGCUCAAAAUGUCGUUCAAUUAGGAUUCAAGAUGGAAGAAAUGGUUUUUAAUUUAGCAGACACACACUUCUUUUUUAAUGAUAUUGAGGAAUGCGAUCAGGUUCAUAUUGAUGAUGUGUCAUCAGAUGAUAAUGGUCAAGAUUUAAGUAAUUACAACUUUAGUACUGACGGAUUCCAUGCAGCAUCAGCUGCAGGCACUGGUAAUCUCUGUUUGUCUACUGGGGUUCGAGGUGGGGUAGACUGGAUGAGAAAGUUGGCUUUUAGAUACAGAAAGAUUAAGGAAACCUACAACAACUAUAGAAACAGUGUCGGUGGUCUAUUGGGCUCAACUAAAAGAGAACAAUGGCUUCAGCUAAGGCAAGAAAUCGAAGUAGUCACUGACAACUGGCUCACACUAGCAAAUAAAUGUCUGACACUAAUCAACUCUCGGACUAAUUGCGUGAAUGUAUUAGUAACCACAACUCAACUCAUACCCGCAUUAGCAAAAGUGUUGUUGUUUGGGCUGGGCAAUGUGUUCCCCAUUGACAACAUUUAUUCAGCAACCAAAAUCGGUAAAGAGAGUUGUUUUGAGAGGAUUGUAACCAGAUUUGGCCGGAAGUGCACAUAUGUAGUAAUAGGAGACGGGCAAGAUGAAGAAGCUGCCGCGAAAACUUUAAAUUUUCCAUUUUGGAGGAUAACGAGUCAUAGCGAGAUAGCAGCUCUUUAUAACGCCUUGGAUAUGGAUUUUUUAUGAUCAUCCUAUGUUCCUUGAUUUUUAUGCCCAUGUAAAAAUUGUACAUUUAUAAAUAUUUUAAUUGUAUGUAUGUAUAUGUUCUAAUUAGGGAGUAAAUUUUAUGUUUUUAAUAUAUCUUUUUAUGGUUUUAUCUGCAUUUCAAUGUUUGUUUACGAUGAAAUGUGUUAACAUUAGAUCAGUUAGACCAAUCAGCUUUUGUAUAGCAUCAAAUUGCAUUGAAAAUAUCUCAUCCGGCAAAUGCGGCAAAAUAUAUGAAAAAUUUUCCAACAAAAUUGCUAGUGCGUAGAGAUCAUUAAAUGUUCUGAGAAGACGAGUUAAGUGUAUGGAAAUCGCUGUUUAGAAAGAAAAUGUCGCAAAGUGCGGGUUAGAGAGUAAAAAUCAUUCCCUUCUCUAUGAAAAUAUCGAUGCCCCCUAUGGCCUAACAAUUUUUACCGUGGGCUACUGAAUUACCUAAUAGCCGUAUGAUUUAACCUAAUAAAAUUAAACAAAGGACAAUAAAUAUUAACAAAUCAUGGCUGACAACAAUUCGAUCUUUCAUUUCACUUUCAUUAUGAAUACAGCUAAAAAUACUUUGGAAAUUUUCUAAUCGUUUUAAAAAUUUGUUUAGUUUGCUAGACCAUUAACUUUAAUUACAUUAGGUAUACAUAAUUGAAAUUUACUCCUUAAUAAAAACAUGAUUUCAAAAUGUGGCGUACCAGAAAGCUGAACUUCAAUAUAAGUGUUUUUUGGUUUUCAUUUAAUUUUUUUUAUUAUUUAGAAUACUUUGUUCAUUAUAACAAAGAAUAACACAGGUUAAAAUUUUGAUAAAUAUUUAAAAUUCAGCAAAUCACCCAAACACCCAUUUAACAUUUACUGUACAUAGGUUUCGGUAAUGCAUAGUCACAUAUAUAAUCACUUGAAUUGGAAAAGAAAAUUAUCAGUGGUGGGAGAAUGGGGAUUUGAAAAUAUAUCUAAUACAUGCUAUAUUACAAUAUUUACUACAGUAUUGUAUACAUAUGAAAAACGCAUUAUAUUGAUAAAGCUUUCUGGUAGUUAUUUGACUGUAAAAAAAUAUAAAUGUUAAAACUCGCAAUGUAUUCAAUUGUUAUUAUGUGCCAACAUUGUUUUUUUUUCCGCAACUGAAUUAAAUACACAGAAAUGCAGGUACACGACGGCUUUUAAGUCAAGCUAAUGAGUUUUAAUUAAUUUAAACAUUAAGUAUCCUCAACAGAAAAAACGCAUAUUCUUCUAACUAGCCAAUGCUCUAUUUAAGACUUCUAGAUUGUAUAUCCUUUACAUUUUUUUCAUAUUUGGCAAGUCUUCCUUUGUAGAAACUUUAAAAAACAAACAACCAAAAGUUCACUCUUUCUAAUUUGGGGAUGAUCUCAAUUAACAUUUACAUACCAAUUAGUACUACUGACAAUUAUUUGCAAAAAUAUUUUUAAAUCAAAUAUUUUUUCAUUUGAAAAGUAGAAUUUAAUUAGUAUAUGAUCUCAAAAAUCCAAAUUGAAAUAAAAAUAAAUAUAAUAAUCAUAUACUCUAGGUUUAGUUCUAUUUUUGCAUUUAAUCAAAAUGGCACUUACCAAAACAAUAAAAUACUAGUGUAAUUUGUGUAAUAUAAAAACAGGUUGUUUCUUAAAUUGUAUUAAAAAUUACAAUAAAAUAUUAUGUAUAUAAACCAAUGGUUAUUGAUUUCCACCUUUUCAUAUUUAAAAGUGUU
This is a messenger RNA of Cylas formicarius (sweet potato weevil), 3919 nucleotides long. It is a transcript of the gene eya, whose product is annotated as eyes absent homolog 2. Lineage: Eukaryota; Metazoa; Arthropoda; Insecta; Coleoptera; Brentidae. The transcript is spliced from 11 exons. Bases 274 to 2220 code for a protein of 648 amino acids. Gene Ontology annotation, biological process: negative regulation of extrinsic apoptotic signaling pathway in absence of ligand; multicellular organism development; cell differentiation. Gene Ontology annotation, cellular component: nucleus. Gene Ontology annotation, molecular function: protein tyrosine phosphatase activity. The record is from RefSeq and is a predicted model, not a curated record.